CCCUACCUAACCAGCAACACUCAGAGAGAGUGCUGGACUGUUUCAUUCCUUUAAAUAACCCUCCACUCAAAACCCAUUUCUGAUUACUGGAAGCUGCCACUGCCACAUAAUUAACUUGGCCUGCUCAGAAGGAAGCCCUCCUUUCAACUUCACUGUUCCUUGGCAAGAAGGUGAAGAGCAGAAAGAAGAAGGGAAGCCAGCAGUAAAUGAUGAAGGCUGGCUGCAGUGGUGGGUUUGGAGAAGUCUGCAGAAAGUUCAGGCCACACCUGCUCAUGGUCCUGGCACAGAUUUGCUAUACUUUCCUGUAUUUCAUCACUGAAGCUUCCUUCAACCAUGGAAUGAAUCCUAAUGUCUACGUAACGUAUCGUCACGUUGUGGCUGCUGUGGUCAUGUUCCCCAUUGCCUAUUUCCUUGAAAGAGAACAAAGGCCCAAACUGACCCUAGCCCUUUUCCUGGAGAUCUUCCUUCUGUCUCUAUUGGGGGUGGGUUUGACCUUGAACAUGUACUUUGUUAGCCUGAAAUACACAUCUCCAACUUUCGUUGCGUCAAUGGUGAACACCAUAGCUUCUGUGACAUUUGUUAUUGCGGUUGUGCUAAGGUUGGAGUCACUUGAUCUUCGAAAUCCACGAGGAAUUGCCAAAAUCCUAGGCACCUUAGUUUCAUUGGCUGGUGUAAUGACCAUGACAUUGUACAGAGGCCCCAUCGUCGAACAACUAUGGAAUCCUCUGGUUCAGAUACAGGGGAAAGCAAACAACAAUCACGAAAGCUGGCUCAAGGGUUCUGUUCUCACGGUGGCGAGCUGCAUCACAUGGUCGCUUUGGUACAUUAUGCAGGCAUUAACACUCAAGAGAUAUCCUGCUCAGUUGUCCCUCACAGCUUGGAUGAGCGCGGUCGGGGCGGUGCAAUCAGCAGUCUUCACAGUCAUUAUAGAGCAUAACAAGUCUGCUUGGACGAUCGGUUUCAAUAUUGAUUUAUGGUCUAUCAUCUAUGGUGGAGUGGUAAUCUCAGGACUAGUGGUAUUCAUUCAGUUGUGGUGCACAGAAGAGAAAGGUCCCGUCUUUGUUACCACCUUCAACCCUCUUGCAACGAUUUUGGUGGCAGUUCUAGCUUACUUUAUCAUGGGAGAAAAGCUCUACCUGGGAAGCAUAAUAGGUGCCGUGGUUGUGAUUGUUGGAUUAUAUUUGCUGCUUUGGGGAAAAGAAGGCGAUCAGAAAGCUCACUCCAAAGCACCAAGUGUUUCUGCUUAUAGUGAGGAAAAGGAAGCCAAUCUACAGAUAAUUACUUCUGGUGAAUCUAAGGUGUCGCCUGGGGAGGCUUAAGAUUUCAUCCAUGUGCACCUUUAGCAAUGAAGAAAGAGAUGUCACAUUGAAAUCAGUUCUGUUUUUCUUUGUUGCUACAACAGUCUUGACAUAUAAUCAAUCCACUUCUAUGAGAGGCUACGUGUAAUAUCAGAUUGAUCCAAACAUAUGAAGAGAAGGAGAAUGAUUCGACAGAUCAUUCAUUAAUGGCAACAAAAAAAAUGUGUGCUAUAGCGAGUAGGAAGUAGCUUUAUGCAAAGCACAGAAGAGAGAGAGAGAAUAGGAAACCCAUAACAGCCCGGAACUCGUCUCUGACGGGCCGACUCGAGGUUUGAUGUCCAAUCGUGUUGACUUGGUUUUCUUUAGGACGAAAACAUCAUAUUUGAGUAUUGUCAAAAUCAAAUUUAUUAAUUGACAUGUGUUAAUCUGUAAAACAUGUGGAAUGAUGAUUAGCUUAUUGUAAUUAUGUUAAGACAAC
Molecule: messenger RNA, 1776 nt
Organism: Linum tenue
Lineage: Eukaryota; Viridiplantae; Streptophyta; Magnoliopsida; Malpighiales; Linaceae
Source: the annotation of a GenBank genome assembly